Messenger RNA from Theobroma cacao (cacao), 2982 nucleotides. Its product is annotated as AP2-like ethylene-responsive transcription factor ANT. The record is from RefSeq and is a predicted model, not a curated record. Gene Ontology annotation, molecular function: DNA binding; DNA-binding transcription factor activity. Gene Ontology annotation, biological process: regulation of DNA-templated transcription. Lineage: Eukaryota; Viridiplantae; Streptophyta; Magnoliopsida; Malvales; Malvaceae.
GGGGAGCGGUGGUAUAUCCACUUGAGAAAAUGAGGUUUAUUGGGUUGUAAGUACUAUUACUACUACUAGUAUCACGUCUUUGGUGCAGCUUCUGGUUGGGGCUGGGGUUCUUAUUUAACCUUUUAAAUGAAUCUUUGAAUUUUUAAUGUAUUUAAGGUCGGGGAGGGGGUCUUAAAAAGAAAAGAGAGAAAAAAGAAAGGGUAAUGCAAGAAGGAGCGUAGGGUAAAGCAAAAGAAGAGGUCUUUCUCAUACACAGAUCCCUAUGGAAUGCAGGAAGGAUGCCCAGCAUAGCUUGCUGGAACUCAUUCUUUUUGUUUAGUUUAAAGGAACUUGCUUUGUUCUCUUUAGAAAUCUUUUCAGUGAGGGAGAAAAAGAGAGAGAAGAGUCAUGCAUAUAGAUUCAGUUGCAGGAGUUUUAGAUUUGUUUUAGAUGGAGUUGUUAGAUAUGGUCCAAUCACUUCUGCAGCUACAAAACAAAACCCCCCCAGUUUUUUCUUUCUCUUCUUUUUCUUUUUCAGAAUGGAGUGAAGCAAGAAGAAGGUCGGUUUAUGAUUAGUUUAUUUGUUUCCCAAUGAUUGAGUUGCCCUGCGCUAAGAGAAGCUUGCCUAGAAUCUUUGCUAGGUGGGAAAUAAGCAUAGUAAGAAGAUGAAGUCCAUGAGUAAUGAUGAUAACAACAAUAACAAUACUAACUGGUUAGGUUUCUCUCUCUCUCCUCACAUGAAAAUGGAGGUUACUAAUCAAGACCCUCGUCACCAAACACAGUCUGCUUCUGUCUCCGCCGCUGCUGCUGGUGUUACCACAGCAGUUCCAUCAAGUUUUUUCCACUCUCCAUCCCAUCUUAAUUAUGGACUUUAUUAUGGAGUUGAAGGAGAAAAUGGUGGCUUGUAUUCUCACUUUUCUGCGAUGCCACUUAAGUCUGAUGGGUCUCUUUGUUUAAUGGAAGCUCUUGGCAGGUCACAGCCACAAGCAAUGGUUCCUACUUCAACUCCAAAACUGGAGGAUUUCUUUGGGGCUGCAACCAUGGGGUCCCAUCACUAUGAAAGCGGUGACAGAGAAGCCAUGGCUCUAAGUUUGGACAGCAUGUAUUACCAUCAUAACCCGGACCAUGAGCACAACAACCAAACUUGCCUCGACCAUCUGCAACAGUCCUCCAGGCAGCAGCACCAACAGCAGAUUCAGGUCCAACAAUACCAAUAUUACUCAGGAUAUAGAAACCAAGAACUGUUACUAGGAGAAGAAGCGAAAGAAACCCAUGUUACAGAUUGCAAUCUUCAGCUCCCAACAAUGGCAGAUGAUGCGGCACCUGGCAUGAAAAACUGGGUUUCGAGAAACUACUCGACUGACCAUGCAAUGCCUCAGAAGAUGAUCGGCUGCAUGGGUGAUAAUGGAGCUGAAUCUGGCUCUAUCGGUGCAAUGGCAUAUGGAGAUUUACAGUCUUUGAGCUUGUCCAUGAGUCCUGGCUCACAAUCAAGCUGUGUUACUGGUUCACAGCAAAUCUCACCUUCUGCAACUGACUAUGCAGCCAUGGAUACCAAGAAAAGAGGGCCUGAGAAUGUAGAUCAGAAGCAAAUUGUCCACAGAAAAUCCAUUGAUACUUUUGGGCAGAGAACCUCUCAAUAUAGAGGUGUUACAAGACAUAGAUGGACGGGAAGAUAUGAAGCCCAUCUAUGGGACAACAGUUGCAAGAAAGAAGGGCAGAGCAGAAAAGGAAGACAAGUUUAUCUAGGGGGUUAUGACAUGGAGGAGAAAGCUGCAAGAGCUUAUGAUCUAGCUGCACUCAAGUAUUGGGGACCCUCCACUCACAUAAACUUCCCAUUGGAAAAUUACCAAAAAGAACUUGAGGAAAUGAAGAACAUGACUAGACAGGAGUAUGUUGCUCACUUGAGAAGGAAAAGCAGUGGUUUCUCAAGGGGAGCUUCAAUGUACAGAGGAGUGACAAGACAUCAUCAACAUGGAAGAUGGCAGGCUAGGAUAGGCAGAGUUGCAGGGAACAAGGAUCUUUAUCUUGGAACAUUUAGCACUCAAGAAGAAGCAGCUGAGGCUUAUGACAUAGCGGCUAUCAAAUUCCGUGGGGUGAAUGCUGUGACUAACUUUGAUAUAACGAGGUACGAUGUGGAAAGAAUCAUGGCAAGCAAUACCCUUCUUGCCGGAGAACUCGCUAGGCGAAACAAAGAAAUAGGACCUGGAAAUGAGGCCGUCAGUCGCAACCUUUUAACUGAUAACAGCAGCGGUGAUACCAAUAUUUCGCCCAAGAACAAUGAGAGUCAACCAGACUGGAAAAUGGCCCUCUAUCAGUCCUCCCAACAACUUGAGCAAAAACAGCCUAACAUGAUUGAGUACAAGACUCAGACUUUCUCUUUGGCCCCAGAAAACGUGGUUGCCAUUGACACAAUCAGCUCAGGCCAGAGAGAGGUGGAUGAUUCAAGCAAGAUGGGGACUCAUCACUUGUCCAAUGCUUCUUCAUUGGUGACUAGUUUGAGCAGCUCGAGAGAAGGUAGCCCAGAUAGAAGCAGCCUACCAAUGCCGUUUGCCAUACCUCCUCCAGCAUCCAAGUUGUUCACUGGUUCAGCAACUACUGUGAAUUCUUGGAUUCCUUCAGCUCAGCUGAGGCCUGCACUCUCCAUGCCUCACAUGCCAGUUUUUGCUGCCUGGACAGAUUCAUAGAUUAGACGUUUGGUAUAGUAGCAAAAAAGUUUUUUUUUUUUGUUGCAUGGGAAAAAAAAAGCAUGAGGAAAAAGAAAGUUUGGUCUUUUGUGAGUUUUUCUUAGUGGAGAAAAUUGAGGAGUUAAUGGAGGUCUAUGUGGGACCUGUUGUGAAGAAGAACAAAUUUGAAACUCAAUAUCCUUUUAGCCUCUCUUAUGAAGAUCUUGAAAAGAAAAAUUGGUAGAGGGAAGCUUUAAAGGCAUUAUGAUUGAAGUCUAUGAAAUGAUAUUUGCAAUAUGGGGGUGACCAUAUUCAUAAUUAGAUUCACCUUUAUUGGUCC